Coniophora puteana RWD-64-598 SS2 is the source of this 655-nucleotide messenger RNA. RefSeq names its product kinase-like protein. NCBI's taxonomy places the organism in Eukaryota, Fungi, Basidiomycota, Agaricomycetes, Boletales, Coniophoraceae. Gene Ontology annotation, molecular function: ATP binding; protein kinase activity. The record is from RefSeq and is a predicted model, not a curated record. Gene Ontology annotation, biological process: protein phosphorylation. The coding region runs from base 65 to 655 and encodes 196 amino acids. The transcript is spliced from 4 exons.
CGUGUUUCAGCAAGAAAAAACUCUCUGCAUUGUCUCUCCGUAUCUAAGGCACGGAAAUAUUCGCAUGUUUCUCGAAAACAAUUAUGGUGCUAAUCGGUCACUCUUGGCCGUGGAUGUUGCACAAGCACUGUAUUUUCUUCACGGCUGGGAACCUCCCAUCGUGCAUACCGACAUCAAAGGGGACAAUAUUCUGGUAUCGGAUAGCCAGCGAGCAUGUCUCAUAGACUUUGGAUUCUCGACCGCAAAAGACACCAUACAGAUGCAUGUCACGAGUACGAUGGAAUCUGCACAUAGCACUCCGUGGACACCGCCAGAGGUUCUUGAAGGUGACAGUAUUGGACAUAGCUCGUACACCCCAAAAAGCGAUAUGUACGCUUUCGGCGGAGUUUGCUACGAGCUGUUUUGUGGUAAAACCCCAUUUUACGGAUGUGCGGAUGCAGCGAUCAUAUUUCGAAUAGUGACAGGGAAAGUUCCUGACAGGAUUGACACUCCGUAUCAGGACGAUGGCGUUUGGUCAUUCAUGGAGGAAUGCUGGGACAGAGAGCCGAAUGGAAGGCCAACAGCGCAGCAGGCGGUAGACUUCUUCAAUGUCCGGGUGCAAGACGUAGGGGAUAUUGACAUUCGACCGGCGAUGGAAUGGGAUUAUUCGACUUAG